This is a messenger RNA of Pyrenophora tritici-repentis Pt-1C-BFP, 1344 nucleotides long. RefSeq names its product GalA, Alpha-galactosidase. Gene Ontology annotation, biological process: glycoside catabolic process; oligosaccharide metabolic process. Gene Ontology annotation, cellular component: cytoplasm. Gene Ontology annotation, molecular function: alpha-galactosidase activity. Lineage: Eukaryota; Fungi; Ascomycota; Dothideomycetes; Pleosporales; Pleosporaceae. The record is from RefSeq and is a predicted model, not a curated record.
AUGGCGCGACGUUCUAUUGCUGUAGCAUUCUCACUCGUCACACACAGCUUCGCCCUGGUUUCUCAAGAUGGGCACACCGGUCGUCUCCCCACAAUGGGAUGGAACUCAUGGAAUGAGUACGGAUGUGCUAUUAACGAGAGCGUCUUCUUGGAGGUCGGAGAGCUCCUAAACACUCUUGGGCUGAAGAAGCUUGGUUAUACAUACGUCAAUAUCGACGACUGUUGGAGUAACAAAACCCAUCAACGCGACAGUGUUACUGGGCAGAUCAGACCAGAUUCAAACAAGUUUCCAAACGGUAUCAAACAUACAGCGGAUGAAAUUCACAAGCUUGAUCUCAAGGUUGGUAUCUAUAGCGAUGCUGGAGACACCACCUGCGGUGGAUACGCUGGUUCUUUGGAACAUGAAGAACUAGAUGCGAGGACUUUUGCUGGUUGGGGCAUCGACUAUCUCAAGUACGAUAACUGUGCCGUACCAGAUAGGUGGCAUGACGAGUACCGAUGGUGGCCAGAGAACUGGCUAGGAGGUCCUCCAGCUGAGAAUCAAACGGCCGGGGGCGACGGUGAAACCAAACCUGUUGCAGCUCCAACUGGCUACGACUGGACGACAUCCAAAACCUUUACCCGUUAUAAGACUAUGAGUGAUGCUCUGCUGGCAACCAACCGUACAAUCGAGUUUUCCCAAUGCGCAUGGGGUCACGCCCAUAUUGAUGAGUGGGGCAAUCGCACUGGUCACAGCUGGCGUAUGUGGGGCGAUAUAUAUCCUCAAUGGGAAGGAAACCAUCAGGGCUCUUGGGGGCUCAUGCCUAUCCUCAACCACGCGUCCUUUUACAACAACGAUACCAACUUCUGGGGACAUGGUGACUGGGAUAUGCUCGAGGUUGGCAACGGCAACUUCACAAUUGAGGAGAAUCGAUCCCACUUCGCGCUAUGGGCUGCGCUGAAGUCACCUCUAAUCAUUGGCACUCCCUUGAGUAAUAUCAAGCCCGAAAUCUUGGAUAUCCUCAGUAACAAUGAACUCAUCGAUUUCAAUCAAGACUCCGUUGUUGGCAAAGCGGCAAAGCCUUACAAAUGGGGAGUCAAUCCUGACUUCACGUGGAACCAAACUCACCCGGCCGAAUAUUGGAGUGGGAAAUCCUCCAAGGGUGUACACGUCUUUGUGUUGAAUACCCUGAACAUUGAACAAACCAAGACAAUCAACUUUGCGGAGGUACCAGAGCUUGACCCAAAAACUGAACACACUGUCUUCGAGUCAUGGACUGGAAAAGAGCGCGGCAGAUUCACAGGUCAAUACGAAGCGGCUGUUGCAGGACAUGACACAAUAGCCAUCAGACUGAUUGAGGUCUAA